Messenger RNA from Rhodamnia argentea, 1907 nucleotides. RefSeq names its product expansin-A7-like. The coding region runs from base 1 to 1116 and encodes 371 amino acids. Gene Ontology annotation, biological process: plant-type cell wall organization. The transcript has 5 exons. Gene Ontology annotation, cellular component: extracellular region. The record is from RefSeq and is a predicted model, not a curated record. NCBI's taxonomy places the organism in Eukaryota, Viridiplantae, Streptophyta, Magnoliopsida, Myrtales, Myrtaceae.
AUGUCCUCACAGAGCCUCGCAUACCCACCUGCUCAUUCUUCAUUGUCGUACCUCUCUGCAUCAAAUUCAGAUACUAGUGCUCAACAGUUCCGAUUCCCUCAUUACAGGAAGGUCAUGAACUUCAGCUCUGGGUUUCCUUUUCUUAUCAGCAUUUCUUUGAGUAAUCACAGCGAAUCACUGUUCAGAGAAGAGAGUAAAGGACUUGAAUUCUACUCAAUCUUAUGUCGCAGAUCAAGUUUUGUCACGUGGGGAAGCUUUGUGUUGUGCCCAAGAAUCAGCAAGAACAAACCAUCCAUGGCUUCUUUGAUUCGCUCAUGGAGGUUAUGGUCUUUUGCAUUGAUACUUGCAGCAGCAGUAGGCGAAAAUGGUUCAGCCAUGGGUGGUGGGAGCUAUGGUGAUUCUCCUGGGUCUGGAGGGUUUCAACCUAGCCAAUGGUCUCUUGCUCAUGCCACUUUCUAUGGGGAUGAGACUGCCUCCGAGACUAUGGGAGGGGCAUGUGGGUAUGGAAACUUGUUCAUCAACGGGUAUGGCUCCGCGACGGCAGCUUUGAGCUCGACCCUUUUCGACGACGGGUAUGCUUGCGGGACAUGUUAUCAGAUCAAGUGCGUGCAGUCGCCCUGGUGCUCCGUCAGUUCACCUUUCACCACGGUCACAGCCACCAACCUCUGCCCGCCCAACUGGUCCCAGGACUCAAACAAUGGCGGGUGGUGCAACCCACCCAGCGUCCAUUUUGACAUGUCCAAGCCCGCCUUCAUGAAGAUCGCUCAGUGGAAGGCCGGCAUAGUCCCCGUCAUGUACAGAAGAGUACCCUGCAUAAAGCCAGGAGGGAUCAGAUUCCAGUUCCAAGGGAAUGGCUACUGGCUCCUGGUGUACGUGAUGAAUGUGGGGGGAGGGGGAGACAUCGUGAGCAUGUGGGUCAAAGGAAGCAAGACAGAUUGGAUCAGCAUGAGCCACAACUGGGGUGCUUCAUACCAAGCCUUUGCAAGCCUUGGAGGCCAAUCUCUCUCCUUCAAGCUCACCUCCUACACCACCGGAGAGACCAUCAUUGCCUACAACGUUGCUCCUUCCAACUGGAACGCAGGGUUGGCUUACCAAGCCACUGUCAAUUUCCACUAGCCAGCUUUGCAAUUCUUGUUAUGCUAAAGGGAGACUUACUUAUCUGUCUGUAAUAGCUUCUAUAAGCACGUGUACUACUCGAUGGAGGGGUUCAAAUGGGAAAGAGAAUCCUUUUGGAUGACUACCAUAAUUUGAACACUUCUUUCAGAUACCCUCUUUGUCAAAUUCAUCAUCCCACUUCAGCAAAAUCGCUCUAAUUAUCCUCCUCCUUGUAUAAAACAAGUUUUGAGGCCCAAGUUGAGAGAAGAAGAUGGAAAGAGAUCACUGGACAAAAAACUUUUCUGAGGACUGGCAAUUUUGCUACUUCGAUGUUUGACCUGAAUGCGAAACUUUUGGGUCUCCUGAAAAGAAACCAAUUGGAAGAAGGGCCAUGCGAGGCAACAUGAGACCCACAAAGGUUGGUGUAGUGGGGAACAUUUUCAUCAACUACAUAUGGAGUUAAGUGUGGCUUCCUUACCUUUUCCUUAAGCAUGCCAAAACCCUUUUCUUUUUUGGUUUCCAAUUUUAUGUUUUUUGGGUUGGUCAUAUGAACUUUCAUCAUCGACCCACCUCCCCAAUCAUUGCGCUCAACAUGCUCCACUGACCCCCAAUUUGAAAAUUCCUUCUUCUUUUUCUCCUUUCGGAGGAUUCUUUAGACAAAGUAAAGAUUUGUCUUUGCAGAAACUUCACCUUGCAAAGAAAAAUGAGUCCCUGAUUGAGAAGAACUCAAGCUAUCCAUGAGAGAUGCAAAUGACUGCAUCAUGCAGUGAGGUAAAAAGGUGUGACCUUUAGGACCUUUAAGGCUUUAACGA